CCCCCCCAACGCCUCGCCCUCUCAGUCGCCUCCUCCCCUCCCGGCUCUUUCUCGGCCCCCUUUCCCCGCCCGUCCCCGCCGCAUCUCCCCUGUCCAGCUGGGCGGGGACUGCUGUACGACUCUGUAAAGUCUGUGAGUCACUGCACAACCCAUCAAUCCAAUUAAAUGUCUCGAGCGAGCCGAGCAGGGGGUGCUGCUGCCGCCGCCGCCGCCGCCGCUCGCCCCGCCGCGGCCGCCCCUGCUCGCAGCGCCCCUCUGAUCCAUGGCUGUCUGUCUGUACUUGUUACGGUGUAACCUCCUCCUCCUGCUGCUCCUCCACCUCCUCCUCCUCCUCCCUCUCCUCAGGAGCCGCUGCAACUUCCCCUCUGCCAGCCUCCUCUGCUUGGGGACUGCAAAGGCAUGGGAUAGAUCCAGAGCCACUUCUCUCUAUCUCCCCUUAAGCCCUCGCUCAAUUCCCCCCUCUUUAAAUUAAAGUCUGUUCCUCGCUCCUCGUCGUUUUAGAGAUUUAUUGGUCAGUCUGUUAUUUCCCCUGAUUUAUUUUCCCUCUCUGGGGUAAGGGGUCGCAGGAGCCGGUGGGCUUAUUUUAGGGAAGGGGCUCUCCACCCCCACCCCCGUUUCUCCUCCUUUUUCGGCCGUGACUUGAUUGCCCUGCUCCUCUCCGCUCCCACCCCUCGAACUCACCGUCCUGCACUGGAGUGACGCACCGACACCCCCGCCCACUGCCCAGACGUCCCCUCCCUCGCUGCCACCCCGACCCGACUCGGAGCUGGACCCGGUGCUGACUUCUUCGCAGAAGGAUAUAUGUUGGGUAAAGGAGAAAAACGGAAGUUUGACGAGCAUGAAGAUGGGCUGGAAGGCAAAAUCCUGUCUCCCUCCGAUGGGCCAUCCAAGGUGUCUUACACCUUACAGCGCCAGACUAUCUUCAACAUUUCCCUUAUGAAACUCUAUAACCACAGGCCCCUCACAGAGCCCAGCUUGCAAAAGACCGUUCUGAUCAACAACAUGUUGCGGCGGAUCCAGGAGGAGCUCAAACAGGAAGGCAGCCUGAGGCCGGUGUUCGCCUCCGCCGCCGCCGCCGCCGCCGCCGCCGCCGCCUCGCCCCCCUCCGGCGCGCCGGGCGGCCCGAAACCCGAAGACCCGAAGCUCAUGGACUCUCUGCCCGGGAACUUCGAGAUCACGACGUCCACGGGGUUUCUGACAGACUUGACCCUGGACGACAUCCUGUUUGCCGACAUCGACACCUCCAUGUACGACUUCGACCCCUGCACGUCUGCCUCGGGGACGGCCUCGAAGGUGGCCCCGGUGUCGGCCGACGACCUCCUCAAGACUCUGGCCCCCUACAGCAGUCAGCCGGUCGCCCCGAGUCAGCCUUUCAAAAUGGACCUCACGGAGCUGGACCACAUCAUGGAGGUGCUGGUCGGGUCCUAAGAGCCCCGGCCCGGCGCCCGCGCCGCCCAGACCCUGCGAGUGUCCCUGCACCCCACAGCUCUCCGCACUGUGCAUGCACCCUUGCUUGCCUUUUUCCGAGGAAAAGAUCGUUUUACAAGAGGAUCACACUAGUUUUUGCUUUGAGCAGAGUUGGAGUGCCUUCAUCCACGUCUGACCACUUUUAAUACGCUUUCCUGAGUGGUUCUCCCAGACCUACUGCCCUGGAACAGGAAAGAACGCUUUUGAAGACAAUGUUGCCGUGCCGAAUGACAAAAAUAAACAGUUUAAGUGAAGCACAAGGAAUACGUCGGAAAAGCUGUAAAUUGCAUGUGCAUAUUUGUCUAUUUUUUCUAUAAGUUUUAUUGCAAGAGGUAAAGAGAGAAAAUAUAUAUAUAUAUAUAUUAUUUAGAUAAUCUCAGUACCUUUUCUGGCAUUUUCGCCCUGUAUAGGUUGACUUGGCAAUUCAGCCUUUUUAGAGGCAUUAACUACUCCUCCUAAGUGUUGCAUUUACAUGGCUGUUUAGAAACUGCUGCCCAAAUUUAUUUUCUAUUUUUGUACAGAUUCUGCAGUUUAUGAUAUUGUUUUUCUAAAAACAAAUGCUGUUUAUACAUAUGAGAUAGCUAUUUUGAUAGGAUUUGCUCACAUAGUUCCUGCAAACUUCAGAUGUACAAGUUACACUUGUACUUUUAUAGAGUUGUAAUGUUUUAUAUGUGUUUGGUGCAAAGAGAAAAUUGGGUCAAAUUAAUCCGCAGUUGAUAUCCCCAAAUGAAAAUGCACGCGCGUGCAUGCGUGCACACACACUCUGCUUUAAGAAAGGGCCAGGCAAUAUCACACCCAAAUUCCACAGGCACCAACCCCCCUGGGAUGAACACCCGCCAGCACCGCGACUUCCAGAGCCAGAGCCGCGUCUGCUCCUCAAACUUGCAUUAUGCAGUUGGCGGGAGAUGGCUGUGGAGCUCAGGGGGGUGAUGUGAUGGUUCUCUUUAGCUCCCCCUCUUGAGGGGAAGCCUACCGAAUACUCGCUGUAUUUAUGCCAAGUUUGUGCUUUUAAUUGUUUUUAUUUUAUUUUUUUAAACAAACCCCCAAACCUUUCCCUUUUGGCAUAAUUUUUAUGAUGACCCGAAAUUUUUCACGAGAACAAAAUUUUCUGAAAAGUAACCAACCUCUUUGUGGAACUAAAACCCUAUUGCAAAUGCUUAGGGCUCUUAAGAAAGGAACUACCCCCAGAAGGCAUCCACUGUGUUGCUCAGUUGUCUUUUCCAGCUUCCCCUCCCUAGAGCCUUCGUUCCUUCUGUUGCUAAGUGCUGAAAAUGUCAUCUUCGAGAUCACCACAGCGAGCUCAGCUCACCUCGGGCCAGCCUGGGAUGCUGUCCUGUAACAUCCGUGGCUCUUGAACCUGGAGUUGGUACCAUUAUGUCACAGCUUCCGAUCUGGUUGCUUCCUUCAAUCAACUGCUUUAACUACACUUUGCGAGGCUGUUUUACCCAAAUAACACAGACAGGACUUUCUAUGCAUGUUUCUCCUCCUUCCCCUUGCCUCCCUUCCACCCCCCCCGCCCAGGACACUUGAGAAGUCGCUCUUUAUUCCUAGUGGUGUACAUUUAAUUUUAAAACAUUUGCAGUGUAUCAUGCUCUUUGCCGAAACUGUUGAUGGCCUUUUCGUUUCAGUUUUUCUUUCUUCCAAUGGUACUUUAGCUGGAUACAAACUAUAUUGUUGAACUUCAGAUGGCUUCUUUAGGAAUAACUUUUAUAUUUAUUUAAGAAUUUUUAAAUUAUGGGAUUUGUAUUGUUGUUGUUGUCUUUGUUGUUGGUCAUUUGUCAAUAUUCAGCCACCAAUUCUGCUCACGUCUUGCCAUGGAUAAAAUUGAGUCCUUCUGGCCAAUUAAAAAAGACAGCUUUAUAAAAUGGCACUUUAAACAAGCCAUAGAUAGUUUUAUUUUUAUAAUGCACAUGGCAAAGCAAAUACAUUUGUGAUGAAGGAGCUGCUCAUCUAAGCAAGCAAUUUGUGUAUGAUAGGAUUAAAUUUUCCUGUAUUCGAAUUUGCUUUUCCCCCACUUGAAUGUGUUUUUAAAGGCUAAUUGUCGACUCAGUAGAGCAGCGAAAAACAGAUCAAAUUGCACUCGCUCUCCUAUGAGCAACCUCUACCUGGACACCCUUACUGCUGAGACGUGUCAUCUCCUUUGAUAGGACCGGGGACCGUAGCGGUCAGGGGAGGGUUGUUGUAGAUGCUUCCGGUGUCACUGUGCCUGUCCAUUUGAAGAGCUUCCUUUUCCUGUGGAGAACAAGACCGCCCAGACGCCAUGCUUUUGAUAACCAGAGGACCCGGCCAGCUCGCCACAUGCCGCACACAUACACAUACAUACACAGACACAAUAGUGUUGAUUAUUCUGAACAAUAACAGGGGAAGGCGGUUGAUUUGCCAUUGUUAAAAACUGAUUUACAGUAACUUAGAACAACUGUACUUUGGUUGGAUUAGCAAAUCGUGUGUUUAAACAAAUCCCAUAUGUUGGGCAACAGUUCAAAUAAGCACAGCAAAGUGUUGCCCAAACAUGGUUCUCUGACUCUCUCAUGUAUGCAAGGCUGGGCUUCAAAAUCAAAACAGAAAACCCCCCACAACAGCAAGCAAAUGCUUUUUAACUCUGGACACCUUUGCCACAAAUGCUUGACGUUCAAGGUCCACUGAGGAGGACACGGGAGAUCAGUGGCCCGUUUGUAAAAGAACAAAACUGUCAAGUGUUCAAGUGAACUUUGUCUUAUUUUUGCAGAGCGAUGUCCCAGCGGGGAAGCACGCCGGCCCGGGUGCAACCUCCGGGUCCCCAUCUCAAGUGGGGGAUGUGCUUCUAGGUGCCACCUGGCGGCUGUGCCUUCCCCCUUGCUAACGGACCUCGCGCGGCAUUCCGAGUCAGGCAGGUGUUGAGGUGCCUUCCCGGGAAGGGCGUGCUGGGUGGGGCUGGGAGAGGAAAACUAUUGACAGUGAUGUGCAAUGAAGUGACAAGAUGAGAGCAGAAUAAUAAGAGCUUUGAAUUUGAAGUGAUUUUUUUUCAUAAGUUAUUUAUUCCUUUUGUCUUCUGUGUAAAUAUAUUUAUUUUACUGUGGAGCUCUAACAACAUCUGGAUCAUAACCCGUGCGGAAUGUAUGGUAGGAAUGGAUUCUCUUGUAGGAAUGUCAGUCUGUAUUCAGAGGGGGUCUGAGCCAGACCCCUGGGACUUCUCAGCUUAUGCUCAGUCCACAUUCAGUUUUCACCUCUUCUCUAAUCUAGGUCUAUGUGAAAUAUGCAAAAGGUAUGGAUGAGGAAUGUUUCAAUACCUCCAAAUUUUUUCAGAAAAUCAAGCAGCAAAGGGUUGAUAUUUUUAACUUUUUUUAGUGACACUUUCUCUUUCUGACAGAAGGGGCAAUCACACCAACACCCUCUCUCACACCAGAGGGGGAGAACUGGCCAGAACCCCCGCUACACCUCGAGUGUCUUUAUCAAUUGAGCUUUUAUUGCCAUAUCCCCGUGGAGUAUCCCAACUGCCCUGAGGUCAAUCAAGGAAAAUUUCUUGAAUAAAUAAGCUCCAGAGAGCCAAAGUAUCAUCUUACAGAUCGUUUUUAAAGCUUAAAUUUAUUAACCACCUUUGUGGUAAACAAUGAAUUAUGAAUACUGCAGGGCAGCCUUCUUAAAUGACAGACGUAAAAAAAAAGACUCUAAUUUGUGCAGCGAUUGUUACCCUCUAUAUGAAUUGUCUUAAUUUCAAAGCCUUGCUCUUACAAAUUGGACCUUUCUACUACAUUUUCUGAGAAUACUAAAAAGAGCAUAUGUAACCUGUUCUGGCAGCGAAUGGUUAACUUCCUGUAACUGCCGAAGGCAGCAAGGUGUGUGCGUCCUGCUUGUGUGCAAUUGUUCUCAGUGCUUCUAAGAACGAGUCUCGGUGGUUCCUGAAAAUUAGCCAGGAUCAAAUGCUAUUGCAGACAGAGCCGAUAAGGAUUUUGGAUGUCUUUUGGGGAUAACAGGUUUGGGAGAGAAGUACAGUCCAUACAAGCAAACAAACAAGAUUUUGGAAAAGCUGUACAUAGUGACAUGUUUGGUGCAUGGUUUUUGAGGAAGGCUUUUGUCAAAAAGGAGGUGUAACCUUUCCCCCACAGACCUGAGAGCUGUGCCUUUUCUAUGCAAUAUUACAGACGUCACAUCGGAACCCAGAUAGCUGUACUCACACGUAGGUUUGGGCUGUAAUCUAAACGAUUGGACAGAUUCAAUGGACAUGGAAAUAAGCAGUCUUACUUUUGUAGUUUUAUAUUAUACAAUAAACAGUUAAAAGAUGAGA
Messenger RNA from Suricata suricatta (meerkat), 5728 nucleotides. It is a transcript of the gene SERTAD2, whose product is annotated as SERTA domain containing 2. The record is from RefSeq and is a predicted model, not a curated record. The transcript is spliced from 3 exons. Gene Ontology annotation, cellular component: nucleus. Gene Ontology annotation, molecular function: transcription regulator activity. NCBI's taxonomy places the organism in Eukaryota, Metazoa, Chordata, Mammalia, Carnivora, Herpestidae. Bases 802 to 1428 code for a protein of 208 amino acids.